Drosophila grimshawi is the source of this 3328-nucleotide messenger RNA. RefSeq lists its product as uncharacterized. Gene Ontology annotation, molecular function: acyltransferase activity, transferring groups other than amino-acyl groups. Lineage: Eukaryota; Metazoa; Arthropoda; Insecta; Diptera; Drosophilidae. The record is from RefSeq and is a predicted model, not a curated record.
GGCACGACAACGAGGAGUCCGUCCAAGAGCCAAGGUGCUACGAGGAGAAGCAGCAGCAGUUGUUGAAGACGCCCAGCCUCCAGCGACACUAUGUCAAGGUCAUCGAGGCUAUGGGUUGGACUUGUGUUCGGUUUCGUGCUCCUGAUCCUGAGCCUCACCAGCCAAGGCGCUGUCGCUGAGAACGCAACAAAUCAAACCAAAAUUACUGAAACGGCAACUAGUUUGGAUGAUGUCAAUGCGCUGGCCUCCACAGCGAGACGCGGUGUCUUUGCUGCUGUGCAUCGUUUCACGAGCAGGGAUAACGUCACCGUAUUGCAUGAGGUCAACGGGGACGAUGAGACUGAGGACGAGACGGUGCCACCAUUAACACUCAACACACACGAGGUGCUGCCGUUGAAGCCGCUGAAGAAGAAACCCUAUUUGCCGCUGGAGAAAGUGCUGCCCAGCAUUGAGUAUGUGAAGCAACCGCAUACGCUCAAGGAAUACGAACUGCAUCCGGUCACAUUUGAUUUCAACCUGGGCGACCUUGAGGAUCUGGAGCAUGAGGUCAUCAAGAAGGGUGAUCUCAGCAGUGAGGAGCAGCACGUCCUCAGCAAUGGCAAUGCACCUGGACUCAGUUACAUGCCCUUAAAUCCCGACGACAAUGACACAGUCGAUGUGAAUAUAUCCGAGUUGCCCGAGUCCAGCUCCACACAGCCCACCACACCAACUAAAACAACAACAACAACUACAACUACAACAACAACAACAACAGCGGCAGCAGCAGUAGCAGCAGCAGCAGUGGAAACUACAACCACAACACCAACCACAACAAGCACAUCCGGCACACACAUAUUGAAGAUACUCCGAAAUAAGCCGUCCAUCAAAAAGGGUCGCGAGCUGCUCAAACAGAUCGAUGAUGAUAUGCAGCUAAAGACCCUGGGCAGCACCAUCAAUAGCAUCAGUCGAUAUCUGGGCAGCAAUGUCACCGGAAAUGCCACCGGAAGCACCAUGGCCGACAGUCUCUAUGGCACGGCCAACUAUUUUCAAAUUAUGACCAAUCUGUACGAUCAUUUCUAUUGGCAAAUCUCCGAGAUACGCACAAAUGUUCGCACUGGUUGCGGACUCGAGAUGCAGGCAUAUUUAACCGCACUCCACUCCAGUUACGAGUGGGCACAGAAAGCGUACGAUGCAUCGGGACGAUAUCGGGGCCAGUUGCUGUUUGGCAAUGACAAGUGGCUGGGACAGCUGUCCUUUUGCUUGGAGCUCAACCGGCAGCAGUCCAAUGUGGACCGAAAACACUUCGAGCUGGAGUUCUAUGUGGCAGACAUCAGUCUCCACUUGCCGCGUCUCAAUCGAUCGCAGCAAGCCUUGAGCCUGGGCGAAUGUCUGCCCAAGUCAUGCUCGGCACACGAUGUCCAGUCCAUACUGUCCCUCGAUCCCUAUGCCCGCAUGCUGACUAUGCUGGGAGCACAUAAUGGGUCCAAUGUCCAGCAGCCGGCGUUGCGAGUACUGCGUGUUCGCACCGUUCCCGGCCUCUACAGCCACUGGCGUCAGCUCAAGUUCCAGAUAUUCAUAAGCUUUCUGCUAACGCUGCUGCUGGUGAUGAUAGUGGCCACAUAUUACCAGAUGAAGAUCGAUGAUCGUCGGCUGAUUGCGGCACCAAUACCAGCGAUAAGCGCCAAAUGCGAUGCGUCCAACAAGGGUGGAGAUUACGAGAACGCCUACUAUGGCAAACCGUUUGAGCUAUUCCAAAUGCGUCCGUUGGGCAGCAAUGGCAUUGUGAGCACAGAUACCACACUGGAUGCACAAGUCGAUAUGAAUGGCAACAGGCAACAGAUGCGGCAUACAGAUGCCGCUGCUAAUCCAGCAGAGGCAGUGAUUGGAGACACCACAGCAUCCACCUCAGUGGGCAGGCAACCAGAAAAGACUGAGAUGACGGACUACCAGGUGGAGACGGGCAGCUGUACGGGUGUGCCAGGCACCUACGAGGCCGAGCAGCCAAUAGCUUUGCAUCAGCAGCUGUUGCUGUGCUUUGCCCUGCAAACAAAUGCCAAGGCCAUAUUGAACAUAGACAAGACCAAGGAGUCGCACACAUCCUGUUUGCAUGGGCUGCGCGUCUUCUCCGUGCUCUGGACCAUGAUGGUGCACACGUAUCUGCAAAUGUUUGCCAUAGGCGAGAAUAAGUUUGAGCGCGUGAUUACGGAACGUUCGUUUUGGUAUCAGAUCAUUGGCAAUGCCACCUUCUCCGUGGACUCGUUCUUCUUUAUCAGCGGCCUGCUGGUCACCCUGCUGUAUGUGAAGCAGGAGCGCAAACUUCAGGCGGCACCCAGUGGCUUCAUUAGGCGCAGCAUCCUGGACACGCUCAUGAUGCUAUUCUAUCGCUAUCUACGCCUCACGCCCGUCUACCUCUUGGAUUCUCCGUUCUUUCACCCGCCCAAGAUCGAGCACAACACUUGCCGCAUCUAUUGGUGGCGCAACAUACUCUACAUCAACAACUUCUUUCCGCAGCACGAGAUGUGCAUGAUGUGGAGCUGGUAUAUGGCCAACGAUAUGCAGUUCUAUGUCAUGUCAACAGUUUUACUCGCAUUAUCCAGAAAAUACUUCAGGAUUGUGGCAGUGACGCUGAUUGUGUUCCUGGUCAGCUCGUGGAGCAUUGCAGGCAUCAUAUCGCUGCAGCAUCAGUAUACCCAUAAGGUGGCGCUGCCCUUCGAGUCCUUUGACUUUCUCUACGACAAACCCUGGCAGCGUGUCGGCCCCUACAUAGUGGGCAUGUUUUCUGGCUAUGCGUUGUACAAGUUUAAGACGCCGCCACAAAUCUCAAGACGGCUCAAUCUUAGUCUGUGGACCUGCAGCCUGGGCAUUUUGUUCGUUGUCAUCUUUGGCGUGUGGCCGGGGGAGCUGAGCGUCUUGAAUACCGCCUUCUAUGUGGGCGUUGGACACACGGCCUUUGGAUGCGGCCUCAUCUGGAUUGUGCUGUCCUGCUUUUGGGGAAUGGCGCCCACCGUCAAUGCGAUAUUGUCGUAUAGGGUAUGGUGGCCUCUAUCGCGUCUCACAUAUUGCGCCUAUCUCAUCCAUCCGAUCAUCAUGUUCAUCUGCUCAUCGCAUAUGAGCGGCACCGUGCAUCUGAACAAUCCCAUGAUAUUGACCACAUUUCUGGGCAAUGCUGUUGUCUCUUUCUGCUCGGCAUUUGUCAUCUCGGCACUGUUUGAGGCGCCAGUCAUACGCAUCCUCAAGAUCUGCUUCAAGAAGUGAACCAACAAAAUGCAUUGGGGAUAUUUUUUUUUUUGCUGUUCGUCAUUAAUUGUACAUAGCAGAAGGUAUGCGAGGCCAUGCAUCCAUAUUGACA